Penicillium digitatum Pd1 is the source of this 1140-nucleotide messenger RNA. RefSeq names its product putative glycosyl hydrolase. The record is from RefSeq and is a predicted model, not a curated record. Gene Ontology annotation, biological process: carbohydrate metabolic process. Lineage: Eukaryota; Fungi; Ascomycota; Eurotiomycetes; Eurotiales; Aspergillaceae.
AUGCUGUUCUUGCAUCACGUUCUUCUGGCCCCUUCGCUUGUUUCGCUGCUUCUGACGGAAAACGCGGUCGCUGAUGACGCAAGAACUAGAGCACGCGACGCGCUCCAGACUCUUCAAGGCUGGUAUAAUCCCCAAAGUGGCAUUUGGGAUACCUGUGGUUGGUGGGAUGCUGCAAGCUGCAUGAAUACAAUUGCAGAUCUAGCUGCGCUAGACCAAUCAGUUAUGGACACAGCUACAUAUGUCUUUAAUAACACGUUCUACGUGGGGCCGGUGUCCAAUCCAAAUCCCGGACCUGAGCACAAGGCUGUCUAUACUCGCGAUAAUCAACCAUCGACUUUCGUCAAUGCCACCCAGUGGCUCGAUCAAGCUUAUGACGAUGAUGGAUGGUGGGCUCUUGCAUGGAUUGCUGCAUACGAUGUCACAAAACAGGCAAAAUACUUGGAACUGGCCGAAGGAAUUUUUGAAAGUCUAGCAAACGCAUGGGGCACAAAUUGCGGUGGUGGUGGUCUUCGUUGGAAUCCGACCAGUACAUACGUCAACGCAAUUACAAACGAGCUAUUUCUCUCCGUCGCAGCGCACCUGGCAAACCGAGUCCCUGAGAGAAAGCAAUCUUAUGUCCGUUGGGCGCAGAAGGAAUGGGACUGGUUCACGGCCCAGGCCUUUAUCGGUGAAAACGGCACCAUCAAUGAUGGCCUUUUAGACAACUGCCAGAACAAUCGAGAUGCUGUAUGGUCAUACAAUCAAGGUGUUGUCCUCGGUGGGCUGGUUGAAUUGAACAGAGCGGCGCCCAAUAAUACAUAUCUACCAUCGGCCAACAAGAUUGCUAAGGCAGCCAUUGCGACACUCGCCGACACGAACAACGUUGUCCAUGAAUUCUGUGAGCCGCAAUGCCUUCCAGAUGGCACUCAAUUUAAGGGAAUAUUCAUUCGCAACUUACGGAUGUUGCAGGAAGUAUCCCCUCAAGAUAUUUACCAGAAUGUGAUAAGCAGCUGUGCAAACAGCAUCUGGGAUUAUGAUCGUAAUGAAAAGGGACAGUUCGGCGUCAACUGGGCCGGUCCUAUCGAGGCAGUGGUUGAUGCCUCCACACACAGCUCUGCCUUAGAUGCAUUAGUCGCGGCUGUUGCUGCAUUGAGUACCUAG